Humulus lupulus (European hop) is the source of this 1630-nucleotide messenger RNA. RefSeq names its product calreticulin. Gene Ontology annotation, biological process: protein folding. Gene Ontology annotation, molecular function: calcium ion binding. The record is from RefSeq and is a predicted model, not a curated record. Gene Ontology annotation, cellular component: endoplasmic reticulum; endoplasmic reticulum membrane. The transcript has 13 exons. Bases 77 to 1360 code for a protein of 427 amino acids. Lineage: Eukaryota; Viridiplantae; Streptophyta; Magnoliopsida; Rosales; Cannabaceae.
CUUCGAGAGCUCAGUGCUCACUCGGUAGCUUUGUUUCAUUUCUCUCUCUGGAGCUCCCUCUUUCAUUGUCUCAGCUAUGGCGGUCGGGGUUAGAAACCCUAAUUUUCUUUGUUUGAUCUCUGUUCUAUGCCUUCUCUCGAUCGCAUCUGCUAAGGUUUUCUUCGAAGACCGAUUUGAGGAUGGAUGGGAGAACCGUUGGGUUAAGUCUGAUUGGAAGAAAGAUGAGAACAUGGCUGGGGAGUGGAACUACACUUCUGGUAAAUGGAAUGGAGACGCCAAUGACAAAGGUAUCCAAACAAGUGAAGAUUACAGGUUCUAUGCCAUUUCGGCUGAGUUCCCUGAAUUCAGCAACAAGGAUAAAACUUUAGUAUUCCAGUUUUUGGUUAAGCAUGAACAAAAGCUUGAUUGUGGUGGAGGAUACAUGAAGUUACUUAGUGGUGAAGUAGAUCAGAAGAAAUUUGGUGGUGAUACCCCAUACAGCAUUAUGUUUGGGCCAGAUAUCUGUGGCUACAGCACCAAGAAAGUUCAUGCCAUUCUUACCUACAACGGAACUAACCAUUUGAUCAAGAAGGAUGUUCCAUGUGAGACUGACCAACUCAGUCAUGUUUACACAUUUGUCCUCCGACCAGAUGCAACCUACACCAUCCUUAUUGAUAAUGUUGAGAAGCAAACUGGCAGUCUUUACAGUGAUUGGGAUCUUCUUCCUCCUAAGAAAAUCAAGGACCCCGAAGCUAAGAAACCUGAAGAUUGGGAUGACAAGGAGUACAUUCCAGACCCCGAGGACAAGAAGCCAGAUGGUUAUGAUGAUAUUCCAAAAGAGAUCCCCGAUCCUGAAGCAAAGAAGCCUGAAGAUUGGGAUGAGGCUGAAGAUGGUGAAUGGACUGCACCAACAAUUCCCAACCCUGAGUACAACGGUCCAUGGAGCCCAAAGAAAAUUAAGAACCCCAACUACAGUGGAAAGUGGAAGGCACCACUCAUUGACAACCCUGAUUUCAAGGAUGAUCCAGAUAUCUACGUUUUCCCUAAGUUGAAGUAUGUAGGAAUUGAAUUGUGGCAGGUGAAAUCUGGUACCCUGUUUGACAAUGUCUUGAUCACUGACGAUCCUGAGUACGCAAAGCAGGUGGCAGAAGAAACAUGGGGCAAACAGAAAGAUGCUGAGAAGGCAGCAUUUGAGGAGUUGGAGAAGAAGAGAGAGGAGGAGGAAACUAAGGAUGAUGUAGUUGAUUCAGAUGCUGAGGAUGAAGAAGAGGCUGAAGAGCCCGAAGAUGCUGCAGAGGAAUCGGAUGCUGAAUCAAAGCAAGAGACAGCUGAAGACAGUGAUGACGAUACUAAGGAGUCUGACAAGCAUGAUGAACUGUAGGAAGGUUGAGCACAACAGCAGAGUUGAGGAGAGAUAAAGCUGGGGUUGCUGAAACUACUCCGAAUUUUUUUUCCUUAUUUUAUUUUUUACAUGUAGGAAUUUUCUCAGCGAAGUAAACUUUAGCUGUUUGAGCCCCAUUAGAUCAAAAUGAUGAAUUGUGGGUUUUUCAUCGUCACAAUUAUGAUAGCUCAAACCUGUUAAACUGCGAAUGGCGCUUAAAUUGCCUCCUCUUUUAUAUAAAUCUCUGUCUAGGCCCUUACGUAACUUAAA